AUGAUGCCAACCUGGCCAACUGUUCCGCCGUCGGGCGCACCUCCAACCCCCGGCUACGCGACUUCGUACUCUGCCCCUGCCUUUACCCCAGUUCAAGUCCGACAAUCUUUCGGCCAGUCCUAUUCCACCCCGCAACCUCCCUAUCCCGCCGGGCCUACCUACGGCUCUUCUCAUUCUUCCCCGACGAGCGCAGCUAAUAUCCCCCCGAACGUGACCCCCGCGCCGACUGUCGCCCAGGAGCAGGCCAAGACAAAGAUCGACUGGCCAGACUCGGUUCGCCGAUAUGUUCAACGUGCAUUUGUUCCUGCCAACCUUGAUUCCAAUGUCUCUAGACCUGAAAUGGAAGCCAAGUUGAAGGAGACCAUAACCCAGGCGAACGAGAAGGGCGUCAUGUACAGCCUCGACUGGGAUGCUAUGCCCCUUCCUCAGCAAAUGAUACGUGAAGAACGUGCAAGGACAUUGCUCCCUCUUCACUCCAAAACAGAAACUCAGACUUCGGCAACUAGCACGAAGAAAAGGAAGUCUUGGGACCUGAACGACGCAGCGACAGCCGGCUCAAGCUCCGGGACUCCCCCUUGGCGGGUUGGUGCCAACAGACUCGAGGACCGCGUGACGUUCUCGCCCGACACACGCCAACCUGGCGACGAUCCUUUCAAGAAUACCACCAGUAAGUUUAGCAGGGCAGACAAGCGCCAAAAACGCCAUGAGGGAGAGUACAAGACUUUCCGUGAGGACACACCACCCCCAAGCGAUGGCCCGGUUGUCGGGACCUGCCAGGAUUUGGAGAAGCGCUACCUUCGUCUGACCGCCGCGCCUAAACCUUCGCAAGUUCGCCCCCCACAAGUCCUGCGUCAAACCCUGGAGUUACUCAAGAAGAGGUGGAAGAAGGAUCAAAACUACUCGUACAUCUGCGACCAGUUUAAGUCCAUGCGGCAAGAUUUGACUGUGCAACGUGUCCGCGAUGAUUUCACGGUUGAGGUCUACGAAAUUCACGCCCGGAUUGCGCUCGAGAAGGGGGACCUCGGUGAGUAUAACCAGUGCCAGAGCCAGCUCAAGGGGCUGUACCGUCUGGGACUGAAGGGCAAGGCGAACGAAUUCAAAGCCUACAGGAUUUUGUAUUACAUUCACACAGCAAACCGCGCGGAGCUGAAUAACGCUCUGGCAGAUCUAACAGCAGCAGAAAAGAAAGACAAGGCGAUCAAGCACGCUCUCGAUGUGCGUUCUGCGCUAGCGUUGGGCAACUACCACCGGUUCUUCCAGCUCUACAAUGACACGCCUAACAUGGGCGCAUAUCUCAUGGAUAUGUUUGUUGGUCGGGAGCGUCUCGCUGCUUUGUGCAAUUUCUGCAAGGGGUAUAAACCUGACGUGCCGCUACGCUUCAUCACAGAAGAACUCUAUUUUGAGUCCGAUAUCGAGGCCGCGCAGUUCAUUCUCGACCAUGGCGGCCAGGAUCUCCUGCAGGAUCGUGACGGCACCAUUGUCUUCCUGUCUGGGAAGGCUGGGCAGCGAUUUGAAGCCGCUCGCGCCAAAGCGUUUUCCCGAGUCGACAUUAAGGGUCAAAUUUGA
Dichotomopilus funicola is the source of this 1566-nucleotide messenger RNA. RefSeq names its product SAC3/GANP/Nin1/mts3/eIF-3 p25 family-domain-containing protein. Lineage: Eukaryota; Fungi; Ascomycota; Sordariomycetes; Sordariales; Chaetomiaceae. The coding region runs from base 1 to 1566 and encodes 521 amino acids. The transcript is spliced from 3 exons. The record is from RefSeq and is a predicted model, not a curated record. Gene Ontology annotation, cellular component: nucleus.